GGGAGGUGUGUGUGUGGGGGGGGGGGGUGAGGAGGAGGAGGAGGAGGAGUGGUUAGAAGAGAGGGAGGAAGGUCGAGCGUCACACGAGCCUCCGUCAGAAGUGUUGGGAGUUCUUUGGAGCAACAGAUAGGCGGACAGAAGAAGAAGAACCUGCUCUUCUCUCUUCAUCCCUCCAUCUCUACAACGCGAUGCUCACCUCCCAACUCCUCCCACCAGACACGGGGAUCCCCCAACUUUGAGGCUUUUCCCUCUUCCCCAUCAUCACCCCUCCUCCUCCUCCUCCUCCUCCUCCUCCUCCUCUUCUUCUUGCGCACGCUGCGUUUGUUCUGCUCUGGGAUCCUGAGCGGCUCCGCAGGCUGGAGGAAGCGGACGGACUGCGGAGAUGCGGGGACUGAUCCCCCUGUCAGCCUCCUCCUCCUCCUCCUCCUCCCGCCUCCACCUCCGAGGACACACAGGUUGAAUGGUGUUUUUCUCGCGACUGCGGACAGGACAACCAUAGGAAGGCGCGUGCAUGUGCCCGGGCGGCGCGCCCAUGGACCUGUGCGCUCCGAGCGUGAGCGCCGCGCUCCCCACGGACACGCGGCUCCAAACCUCCGCAACUAUGUGACGCGUUCGUCUCCUGAAGUCAAAGUGGUCAAGAGGCGAAAAGAGACGGUGCUUGUCGGUGUGUGACCUUCCUCCUCCUCCUCCUCCUCCUCCUCCUCCAGGAUGGGUCCUGUUUGGCUUCUCCUGCUGCUCCCAUCCCUCCUCAGAGGCCAGGUGACCCCAGCAGACAACAGCACUGACUCUUUGACAAACAUCACCAGAACCUCAGACGUCUCCACCAGCCCCCCCGGCGCCUCCGGACCCCCAGAUCCGUCUGGGUUUGCAGCCACACCUUCAGAAGCUCCCACAGAGGGGGAGGACGACUGGUCGCCGGCGGAGACCUUCUUGUUCACCGGAGACCCCUACGCUCUGGAAGUGGCCCGCUGCUCUCGGGCGUACAGCUCACCAGGGCAGACCGGGUCCCUGCCCGUCAGCUUCGGCGCCCCCCUCCGUCCAGCACUGGACGCGCUAGCCAGCACUGCCAACUUCCUCAACAUGAUCUUCCAGGCCAGUGACCUGCGGGAGAGCACGGUGCAGGAGGACAUGGAGUGGUACCACGCCCUGGUCCGGGCCCUGCUGGAGGCCGACGUGCUCAUCCAGCAGGCCCUGCUCACCUUCGACGCUGACCCCACCGCCCUGGUGCCGCAGCUGGUGCUCCGCGCCACCCGCAGCCCGACAGCCAAGGUGCAGACCAUCGUUCUUCAGGACUUGUCCAAGGCCUGGGGGAGCCUGCACCCGCCCGCCCCAGCCCCCGACGACAUUUGGUUCAGAAGCUUUAAGUUUGGCAAGCCAAUGGCAGCCCUGUCCAAGCGGGUGCUCCUCAACGACCUCAGCACCUUGGACACGCCCAAGUGGGGGCAGGGCGACAGCUACGUGACCAACCGCAGCGGGGUACGCUGGGACAGCGCCCCCUUUCUGAACUGUGAAGACGGACGCUUCGUGCCGGGCUGGAUGCUCACGCUGUCCACGUCUUUCUACGGUCUCAAGCCCGACCUGACACCUGAGUUCAGAGGUGUGAUCCGCGUCGACGUCAACAUUCAGAACAUCGACCUGGACCAGUGUGCGACGGGAGACAGCUGGUUCGCCGAUACACACCAGUGCAACCGCACCACCAUGGAGUGCGUGCCAGUUCCAGGCGGCGGCUUCCGACUGGGUCAGUACUGCUGCCGCUGUAGAGAGGGUUACUACAACCCGGAGAUCGCCCCUCAGGACUCAGACGGCGGCCCUGUGAACGCGAGUGACGGUGGCGGUACGUGUUACCCGGACAUGCCCAUCUGUCUCCCCUGCUGGCCGGGCUGCAGGAGCUGCCAGGACGGCGCCCCCUGCUGGGUGCAGGAGGACUGGCUCCUCAGGGCCGCCGUGCUGGCCAUCCAGGGGCUCUUCAUGCUCCUCAUCUUCGUCAGCAUGCUGGCGGCCUACAGGCAUCGUCGCAACAGGAGGAUCCGGGCGUCCGGCCUCCUGCUCCUGGAGAUGAUAUUGUUCGGCUCGCUGCUCCUCUACUUCCCGGUUUUCAUCCUGUACUUCAAGCCGAGCACCUUCAGGUGCAUCCUGCUCCGCUGGGUCCGGAUGCUCGGCUUCUCCAUCGUCUACGGCACCGUCACACUGAAGAUGUACAGGGUGUUGAAGGUGUUCCUCUCGCGCACGGCCCAGAGGGUUCCCUACAUGUCCAGCCUCCACUUGCUCAGGAUCCUGGGAGUGAUGCUGAUGACGGUCAGCUGGUUCCUGUGCGCCUGGACGGUGGGCGUCCUCCAGAACCGCGACCGCAACAUCCCGGUGUUCGUCACGACCAACACGACAGACGGACAGGGCUUCAACCUGUGCUACCUGGACCGCUGGGACUACAUGAUGGCUGUGGCCGAGCUUCUGUUCCUGUGCUGGGGAAGCUCCCUGUGGACCGCCGUCAGGCCGGUGCCCUCGGCCUUCCACGAGCCUCGCUACAUGGGCAUCGCCAUCCACAACGAGCUGCUCCUCUCCUCCAUGUUCCACCUGUUGCGGUUCACCUUUCCCUCUCUGCAUCCCGACUGGAUGCUGCUGCUCUCCUUCACGCACACCCACGUCACCAUCACCGUGACUCUCGCCCUGCUCUUCAUCCCCAAGUUUAUUCAUGUGUCCAAGCCUGGGAGACAGGAGAUUGCAGCAGAGGUGUAUGAAGACGAGGUGGACCUGAGGCGCUCCGGCUCAUACCUCAACAGCAGCUUUCACUCUGCUUGGAGUGAUCACAGUGUGGACCCGGAUGACUUUCGGGAUGAACUGAAGAAGUUAUAUGCCCAGUUAGAAGUCAACAAGACGAAGAAGAUGGCCGCAAACAACCCUCACCUGUCAAAGAAGCGCAGUUCGCGAUGUGCACUGGGGAGGUCCAUUAUUAAACGCAUUGCUGAGAUCCCAGAAUCCAUGAGCCGACAGUGCAGCCGUGAGGAGAAAGAUGGAUCCUUCCACAGUAGAAGUGUGAAUCGGUCUGACUCUUUUAGGAGGGCCCCAGAUACCGUCAGUAUCAGUUACAAAAGUUCAAUGAAAACACCAUCACCAUCUAUGCGCAAGUCCCAGAGUGAUCAUCACUAUGUCAGGGAAAGAGACUCUUCCUUGCGUGACUCCAUGUUAAAGGCCAACGCUUUGAAGAGAUCCUCCCAGCGAUCUGAGACAGACUCCUUAGAUAUUCCGGCAGGGGUCGGUAAAUCAGCCAGUGCCCAGAAUCUGACAAUUGAUACCAAUCUCCUGCAUCCCGAUCACACUAGACUUCAUAAGUCCUGGAGCCUAACCUCCACUACCACCCAUUCUAUGGAAAAUAUACCUAAGGUUAACAGAGCCAGCACAGUGCUGUCUAGGUCCCGGCAGAGCAUAUCCAUCAGUGACCAGACCAGGAGUGCUCUUCAGUCAGAGUCGUUUGACAAGGCUGAGGUCUGUCCUUGGGAGGUCGAGCAAGAACCAUCAGGCGACAAGAACCAGAAGCAUGUCACCUAUGCAAACUCUGAGGACGGUGAGGAAAAAAGGCCAGCAUCUCCACAGAUGCUUAUCUGUCCCUGGGACCAUUUACCACCUGUACAAAAGACUCCUUCUGAGGACAAAGGACUAACAGGUGAAACUGAGUCGCCCAAACCACAAGCUCCUGUGUCUGCAAGUGCACCUGGCACUCCAAGACCAAUGAUAACAAAAGAUCAGCGUGUCUUCUCCUUCCGCACCACCACCACCAGUAAGUGGCUCUCUGUGAAAUCAAUUAUGGGAUCCAUGGAUGCAGGAAGCAAAUCCAGCAGGGAUGGACAUUUGAAUAAAGAGGAUUCUAUCUCACAAAAAAGUCAGGAAAGUGCUUCUACAAGAUCAGGCACAUCUAGUAGGCAUCCAAGCUUUGAAAAAAGGUCACUGCCAAAAAGAAGUAUGACAGCAGCAGACGGAAAACCAUGCCUCGUAAAGCAGAAUGCAAUCAGACUGUCCUCUGGGGAUUCCUCAGACAGGAGCCCAAGAAGGCUUGUGGUCGUUAAAUCUGCUGUCUACCCUUGGGACAUAGAUGAUAUGCAAAAAGACGGCACCUAUGAAAAUGUGUUUUUGUCAAGGCAGAACAGCAAACGUAGUAGCAUAAGUUCAUGGGACACUGCUAGCAGCUCAAGAACUCCUUCAACUCACAGAAGAGGUAGUUAUAGAAUUACUUCAGUCCGUAAUGUUUCUCAUUCGGAUGUGUGUCCAUGGGAAGAAGCUGGUACUUUGCAGCAAGGAGAGGGACCAAAGAAGCAGCAGAGCAUUAAAGCAGAUGUCUGCCCUUGGGAUUCCCAGGUAUCCGAACGACCUAAUGUAUGUCCAUGGGAAUCGCAAGAGCAUGGGAAUGUGACAAGACAAGGAAGUGAGCGUGGUGAAGUGUGUCCUUGGGAUUCACCAAAUAUUCCUGUUAUUUCCCUUGCUACUCAGUCCAAGGAUUCACAGAAACAACAGUCUUUGAAACGAACAGCAGAUGUAUGUCCAUGGGAGACUGCUGAAACUCCCCAACCUUCAAUUAGACAAGAUAAUGAAUAUGCAAAUAUUUGUCCACGGGAUGUUAAGGUCAAGGCUGAAGUUGUAUAUGAAAAUCUAAAUCCUUUGGAGACCAAGGGAACGUUGGCAGUGCCCCUUCGACAAGAGGUUAUGAAACCUGCCAUCUAUCCUGGUGCAUCAAAAGAAAUGGUAAAUAAUGAGCAACAAUUCCAUGCAAAAUCACCUGCCCAUGAUUGGGGUAAACAAGGGACCAAGAUAGCACAAAGUUGUCCUUGGGAUUUCCCUGAUCCUCCUACAAUUGUUGAAGUUAUUUGUCCAUGGGAAGAGGGAAGCACAGAGCUGAAAAAUACAGACUCAACUUCACAAAUGAUCAUCAAGGUUGACAUUUGUCCAUGGGAAACUGGAAAUGGAGACAAACCAGGAGAUUCAAUAGAGGGUGUCUCGCCUUUGAAAGCUGGCAUAGACACGUUGGGACAGACUGAAGACAAACAUACAAAUGUAUGCCCCUGGGAAACUGAGCCCUCUGGAAAACAUGCAACUACCAAGAUGGGGUCACAAGGACCAGAAAGAUCAGCAGAUGUUUGUCCAUGGCAAACUGGGCAACCAGGAUCAGGAAAGUCAGAAACCCCGAAAAUAUCUGACAGUCAUAUGAGACCAGACACAACUCUGACUAAUGUCUGUCCAUGGGAGACAGAAGAAGCAGAGGCAGUCAAAACAGAAGUAUCAAAAACAUCAGAGAAACUGCAAAGCCAGGAGAAUUCACGUGGAAGUGUCUGUCCAUGGGAAACAGAAGAACCUAAAGUUCUCCAAAAGCAAGAUAGCGAUCGGGGAGAUGUUUGUCCGUGGGAAACAGAAGAACCUAAAGUUCUCCAAAAGCAAGAUAGCGCUCGGGGAGAUGUUUGUCCGUGGGAAACAGAAGAACCUAAAGUUCUCCAAAAGCAAGAUAGCGCUCGGGGAGAUGUUUGUCCGUGGGAAACAGAAGAACCUAAAGUUCUCCAAAAGCAAGAUAGCGCUCGGGGAGAUGUUUGUCCUUGGGAAACAGAAGAACCUAAAGUUCUCCAAAAACAAGAUAGCGCUCGGGGAGAUGUUUGUCCGUGGGAAACAGAAGAACCUAAAGUUCUCCAAAAACAAGAUAGCGCUCGGGGAGAUGUUUGUCCGUGGGAAACAGAAGAACCUAAAGUUCUCCAAAAACAAGAUAGCGCUCGGGGAGAUGUUUGUCCGUGGGAAACAGAAGAACCUAAAGUUCUCCAAAAACAAGAUAGCGCUCGGGGAGAUGUUUGUCCGUGGGAAACAGAAGAACCUAAAGUUCUCCAAAAACAAGAUAGCGCUCGGGGAGAUGUUUGUCCGUGGGAAACAGAAGAACCAGAAAUUGUCCAAAAGCUAGACAGUGCUGCAGCUGACGCUUGUUUGAAAGAUCCACAAGCGUUAAGCAGAGUUGAUAUUCCCCACAGUGACAAAGAUGAAGUCACAGACAACCAGAGGCCACUAAUUGUAGAAGAUAUGGAGACUCUCGCUGACAACGGCACAGAACAGAUGGACGAGUCUAAAACAAACUUAGCCCUGGGACGGCGAGAUGCUUUGUUACCCUGGGAGAUGGCAAGGAGCAGAUCUGGCUCGUUCACAGACAAUGCCUCGGACGUUUUUACGUGGGAGCCCGAGAAUAUUCCAGAGGAAGACGAAGAGGACGACGACGCAGAAUGUGCUGCUGAGGCGCUUGUAUUCCCACCUGACUUGUGACCUAAAUCCAGCAUUUACUUUCACUUUCGACCACUGCCGAUAAAUCAAGGGGACUGUGAACUGUAUAGAACCACUCGGGUGGCAGCCUGUUGAUAGACAGCAGGAACUUUGUUUUUAAACUGGGAAGUCAGAGAACAGGGUCAGCUCAGGAACAGCUCCCCAUGCUGCUCGUAGAGCUGAAAGCCCUUUCUGAUGGACAAGUACUUGGGCUGUGUACUUUCAGGUUGCUUUCUUUCUACUGAAGCAGAUUUUGCAGAUUCAUUAUGUCCCUCACUGAUACUGCAAAAGCCUACACACAGACAUCUUUUUUGAAUGACGGAAGGUCAUCUAAGACUCUUCCUGCUUUUACCCCCUCCCACUAUAAGUUAAAAUGUUUGUGUCUUUGCAUGUUUUUUAGGUGACAAUUAACAUAUUUGCCAUGUGCUUACAGUACGUUGGACACACGGCUGGAGUGAAUAUAUCACAGAAUCUGAACAAGUUUACAGUGCUUGCAAAUGCAACUAUGAGACGAAUCUCUAAUCUUAACCAGCAUACUCGAGAUAAAUUCAGUCUAAUUUUGCCCUUUUGUGGAAACUAUAUUUUUAAAAUAGGAGAAAGUGUUUAGUGUCGAGCAGUGCUGCCAGGACUUUCUUUUCAAUCAAAUAUUAAUGAUUGAUUAAAACUAUGCAUACGAUUUUCUUACUAUAACAGGAAUAAUAACAUUCAACAACUCUCCUCAAACAAGAAUGCCAAAAACAGCGUGAACCAACAUAAACUCGAGACUUAUACCCUAAAACUUGAGCGAAUACUGCAUAUUUUUCUUUUAUAUCUGAGAAGUGUAGAAAACCAUGUGACUGCUUUUCAUGUGGAGGCAGUUUGCUGAAAACCAGAGGGGACAAUGAAUCAAAAAAUUAGCAACAGGCUGUGAAGAUUAUAUACUUUUUAUAUGUUCAAGGUAUUUGCAAAGAACAUUAAAUUAGUGGAUAUCUUAUAAUACAACUCUGAAGUUUGGUUUUGUUCCCUUCGAGUAGAGAAAUAGCUUGUUAAUGUUUUGGUCGACUACAGAGGUUUUCUUCGUUGAUACUGGUCAUCAUCUCUUCACGGCUAGAAAGAUAUUUCUGGUCUUUGUAAGAAAAAUUCUGGAAGAUUUCAUUCACAUGCAGAGACUUAUGAAAUAAUGAGGCACAUUGUUUGGGUUUUUUUAAACCAAAACUUGGAAUGGUGAAAAAUUUCUUAUGACUUACACAUAUCUUUAUUAUUCGCUAAUAAUUUAUUUGCAGUGGCGCAACAUUUAACUGUCGGACAUUAGUAAGAAGGAAUUUCUUUAUUUUUCUUUAUUUUAAGGCAGAUUAAAUGUAAAAAUAUCAGCUGUUUUGCUACGGAAGCACAUUGCUGCCGAGGUAGAAAAAUACAAACGGAUCAGUAUCACGUUAUAACGUGAAAAGUUUCCACGUUAUGCCUAACAUGAAGACUUUCACGAAAUAACGUGAUAUUGAUCCGUCUUUGCAAUGUGCUUCCGUAGGUUUCUGUAUUGAUGUAAGUCACAUGACAAUGCCAGCUAUUAUCCUGUGAACUCGUCAACUGUUUGAAACGGCGAGGCAGUGAUGCUGCUGCAGUGUCCUUCAGCCUUGUGCAGCUUCAGGUUUUUCAUUCAUCUCAUUUCUAAACACUGCGCCACUUUUUUUUUUUUUUUUUUCGUUCUCGUCGGUGGAGUGACCCAGUUUUGUGAGCGUUGUUGCAUGUUUGUGUGUUUUUGAAUGGGCGCGCUGUAAUUUGUCGUCAUGUUUGAAAGAAUAUGUAUAUUGUUGUUGUGACAAACCCCUUGUUAUGCAUCAUAAAACCAGCAGCUGUUUUAAAAAUUUCGUAUCCAUCUUCUAUGAAAGAUUACUCUGGGGAGAAAAAAAACUGGUGUGAAGAGAAGCAGAUGGGACACUUUAUUUUUGUAUUUCCUGAGGUCGACAUGCAGUCGACUACUCAUCAUACAAAUAAACCAUAGGAUUUCUGGA
Molecule: messenger RNA, 8264 nt
Organism: Scophthalmus maximus (turbot)
Lineage: Eukaryota; Metazoa; Chordata; Actinopteri; Pleuronectiformes; Scophthalmidae
Gene: gpr179
Product: G protein-coupled receptor 179
Exons: 11
Coding region: 709-6279 (1856 amino acids)
Biological process (GO): G protein-coupled receptor signaling pathway
Cellular component (GO): membrane
Molecular function (GO): G protein-coupled receptor activity
Source: RefSeq, a predicted model, not a curated record